AUGGUCUGCCUUCCGUUGCACAAACUGGGGAAAAUAUUGGAGACACAUGUGAAGAGUCAAGGCACAGCUGAGAUCAAGUAUGGUCGGAAGGUUGUCGAGAUUGGCGAGUAUGCUGAUAAAAGCAAGGCUUGGGUCAAGGUUGAAAAGGCCGAUGGGAGCACCGAGAUACGUGAGGCAGAUUACGUUGUUGGCUGUGAUGGCGCGAAUAGCAUCAUUCGGCGGAAAUUGUUUGGUGACUGGGUGUAUCCAGGGUAUACCUGGGACAAGCAGAUUGUUGCGACAAACAUCUAUUAUGAUGGGUUCAAAGACGUUGACUUUGAUGACAGUCAGUUCUUUGUGCAUCCUGAACAUUGGCACAUGGUUGCAAGGAUACAGCCUGAUGGGCUUUACCGCGUAACUUAUGGCGAGAUCGGUGGACUCACCUAUGACCAACUCAAGGAGAGACAACCAGCCAAAUUUCAAGCAAUCCUACCCGGCAAUCCAACCCCUGACAAAUAUGGACUUGUCAACUUCAGUCCGUACAAAGUCCAUCAGCGAUGUGUUGACAGGAUGAGAGUUGGACGCUUCUUGCUUGCGGCUGACGCAGCCCAUCUUUGCAAUCCAUUUGGAGGCAUGGGUUUGACUGGAGGCAUCGCAGAUGUUGGCAGUUUGUAUGACUCCCUUCGCGGCAUUGACAACAACAAGGCAGAUGACUCUAUUCUCGACAAAUACGAUGAAGUGAGACGGAGGAUCUGGCACGAAGUCAUUGAUCCUAUCUCUACGGAAAACAUGCAACGUCUCUUCCAGUACCAAAACGCGGAUGAGUUUGUCAACAAGGAUCCGUUGUACAAGCUGGUGAGGGAGAUGCAGAAUCCCGACAAGAAGCUUGAGAAGGGCGGCCCUCCAAAUGCAAGUGUCACUGUUUCCCAGCGGUGGUUGUGGUCAUGA
This is a messenger RNA of Podospora anserina S mat+, 927 nucleotides long. RefSeq lists its product as uncharacterized. The transcript has 3 exons. The record is from RefSeq and is a predicted model, not a curated record. Gene Ontology annotation, biological process: ubiquinone biosynthetic process. NCBI's taxonomy places the organism in Eukaryota, Fungi, Ascomycota, Sordariomycetes, Sordariales, Podosporaceae. Gene Ontology annotation, molecular function: FAD binding; oxidoreductase activity. Gene Ontology annotation, cellular component: mitochondrion. Bases 1 to 927 code for a protein of 308 amino acids.